This is a messenger RNA of Trypanosoma cruzi, 2262 nucleotides long. RefSeq names its product trans-sialidase, putative. NCBI's taxonomy places the organism in Eukaryota, Euglenozoa, Kinetoplastea, Trypanosomatida, Trypanosomatidae. The record is from RefSeq and is a predicted model, not a curated record. Gene Ontology annotation, molecular function: exo-alpha-sialidase activity. The transcript has a single exon. The coding region runs from base 1 to 2262 and encodes 753 amino acids.
AUGCUCUCACGUGUUGCUGCAGUGAAGGCACCCAACAAACACAACCGUCGCCGCGUGAUCGGAUCCAGCGGAAGGAGGAGGGAAGGAGGAGAGAGUGAGCCGCAGAGGCCCAACAUGUCCCGGCGUGUGUUUACUUCCGCGGUGCUGCUCCUAUUUGUCGUGUUGAUGUGUUGUGGUGGAGCUGCGACCGCUGAGGUGGGAAGUAAUGCUGAUGCUUCAAUUCCUUCUGGGUCGACAUUGACGGGUGUCAUUGCUGGAGAGGGGAGCACUUCAGGGGGUGUUGAGGGGCUGCAACGGGUCGAUCUAUUUGUGCCGCAGACGACGCAGGUGCUGCCGAAGAAGGGGACUCCUGACUCAAGUGGGAGGGAUUCAUUUGUUUCACCCUCUCUCGUCAGUGCUGGUGGAGUAAUUGCUGCUUUUGCCGAAGGUCACAUAAAUGCCAAACCUCCCCAUAACGAAUCAACUAAGCCGUCUUCUGAUGUUGUUGCGGAGUACAUCGACUCUGCGUGGGAAUGGCCCACUCUUGUUGAAAAGGUCGGUAAAGGAACAUGGAGUGCACACACUGUGCUUGGCAAAGCGGAGGGAGAGGGGAGUUUGGGUGUUGUGCGCCACCCCACAACAACGAUGAAGGACAAUAAGGUGUUUCUUCUUGUGGGAAGCACUGCCUUGUCCGAUGUAAAUGGGGGUUGGAAAGAGGGCAGCCUGGAGCUGAAACUGGUUGUUGGUGAGGUCACGAAGACUUCUGCGGGCGGCGAGCCGAGUGAGUGGAUCAAAUGGGGCGAAGUUCAAUCGCCGGUGCAGCAGACUACUUUAGCUGCUCACAAAGGUAACUUGACGGAGUGUAUUGCUUCUGGUGGCUCGUGUGUUCUGAUGGAGGAUGGCACCAUUGUGUUUUCUCUGAUGGCGAAGAGCGGAAAUGAUGUCGUUUACUCCAUGAUCAUUUACUCGACGGACAGCGGCAGUACCUGGGCGCUUCCAGAGGGCGCUUCCCCUGCGGAAUGCUCUAACCCCCGCAUCACCGAAUGGGAGGGAUCACUUCUCAUGAUUGUUGAUUGCGAGGAUGCCCAGAGGGUGUACGAGUCGCGGGACAUGGGGACAACGUGGACGGGGGCAGCCGGGACGCUUCCAGGCGUGUGGGUCAACUCACAAUCGGAAGACUAUCCGGACGGAGACUUGCACGUGGAUGCCCUCAUCACCGCGACCAUUGGGAAAAGGAAGGUCAUGCUGUACACACAGAGAGGGAACUUCUCGGGGAAGCAAAGGGAAAACGCCAAUCCGCUCUACCUUUGGGUGACGGACAACAACCGCUCGUUUUCUGUUGGACCGUUUGGCAUGGACAAUGCUGAAAAGGAGAAGCUUGAGAGCGCACUACUGUACUCGGAUGGGAGUUUGCAUCUUUUACAACGGAGGGGCAAUGGUGAAGGCAGUGUCAUGUCGCUUUCUCGCCUGACGGAGGAGCUGAGCACAAUCAAUUCCGUCCUCAGUACUUGGUCGCAAAAGGACAUUUUCUUCUCCAGGUUGUCUAUACCCACGGCGGGUCUUGUGGCGGUAUUGUCCGAUGCGGCCAGUGAUGGCACGUGGAACGACGAGUACCUUCGCCUGAAUGCAACGGUGACGCCUAAUGCAAAGAAGGUCGAAGAUGGAUUACAAGUGACGGAGCCUGACUCCAGGGUAAUGUGGUCGGUGAACAGUCGGGAGAAAAAUGGGCCAUACACUUUUGAGAAUCGCCAAUUCGUUCUUGUGGCGACGGUGGCCAUACACCAGGUUCCGAGUGAGGACGCUCCUCUACUGGGUGCGACGUUGGGUGACACUAAUUUCAAUCACACCAUGGGAAUCUUGUAUACCGCGGAUAACAAGUGGGUGACGAUGUUCGACGGCAAAAACACGACGACAGAGGGCAGCACUUGGGAGCCGAAGAAAGAAUACAAGGUGGCACUCAUGCUGCAAGGCAACAAGGGCUUCGUGUACAUUGAUGGUGAGUCGCUGGGGGAGGAAGAAACGCCGUUAACAGGUGAGAGGCAACUUGAACUCGCAUACUUUUGCUUUGGCGCGUGCGGUAUGCAAAACUCACCUGUGACGGUGAAGAACGUCUUUCUGUACGACCGCCCACUGAGUGUCGGUGAACUAAAACUGGUCAGGAAAAGCGACGCCAAAAAAGGUAAAGGUGACGGCUCCAUGCGUGGGGCCGUGUCUCGGGUGCUUCUUCUUCUUCUGCUGCUGCUGCUGGGGCUGUGCGGCUUUUCGGCCCUUUACGGGGCGUAA